AUGUUACUAUCAUUCUUCAGCAUCUUCAACCACCAGCUUCUUGAUGCUACAACCAACGAUUCAAAGGAAUCCGGAAAAACCGUGGACAAACUUUUAGGAGGGCUUCUUACUGAAGAGUUUGAUGAAGAUUCUUGUCUGAGUAGGUACCAGUCUUCAUUGUAUCGCAAGCCUUCACCUUACAAGCCUUCUCAACAUCUCGUCUCCAAGCUCAGAAGCUACGAGAUGCUUCACAAGCGUUGCGGUCCAGGCACAGAUGCUUACAAGAGAGCAACGGAGAAGGUUGGUCAUGACGAUGAUGAGAAUUAUGCAAGCAAAUCUGUUGGUGAAUGCAGAUACAUUGUAUGGGUCGCUGUUUAUGGUCUGGGAAACAGAAUACUUACUCUGGCUUCUCUGUUCCUCUAUGCUCUCUUGACUGAGAAUCAUUCUUGUUGA
Messenger RNA from Microthlaspi erraticum, 432 nucleotides. Lineage: Eukaryota; Viridiplantae; Streptophyta; Magnoliopsida; Brassicales; Brassicaceae. The record is from the annotation of a GenBank genome assembly.